Daucus carota subsp. sativus is the source of this 1942-nucleotide messenger RNA. Its product is annotated as UPF0481 protein At3g47200. The transcript is spliced from 2 exons. The coding region runs from base 129 to 1652 and encodes 507 amino acids. The record is from RefSeq and is a predicted model, not a curated record. NCBI's taxonomy places the organism in Eukaryota, Viridiplantae, Streptophyta, Magnoliopsida, Apiales, Apiaceae.
CAAACAGCUCUAGUAUAACACAUACCAUUCAACCUGAUAACAGUAGGCUUACCCAAAAUCCCACGAACUUCAGUUCCUGAAUUUUCCAUUGUGCGGAGCUGGUGCGUGCAUUUCAGAAAAGAGAGAAGAUGACCAAUUUGAAUAAGGAAAGCAACCACCAAAUUCACAUAGAUGUAGACACAAACAACAAAGAAUUCGACGAGAAAUCAGAAGGCCAGAGUUUAAAAUCUUCUUUGGAGAAGGAACUAAAAGCAAUCAAAAAACAUUACGGUUUUAUCUACAAAGUUUCUGAGAAAUACAGGAAUAUAAAAGAAGAAUCUUACACGCCUUGUGUAGUCUCAAUCGGGCCACUUCACCACGGAAAGAGCCAUUUGCAAGCCAUGGAAGGUUGCAAAUUAAGAUGCCUGAAACAAUUGUUAGAUGAGUAUAAGUCUGAAACCGACUUGAAGAAGUUAAGUGACUUUGCAAAUGACCAGGAAACUAUGGUCCGUGCCUGCUACCAAGAUUUCAAGGCCAAAGAAUUUUCUAAGAUGAUUCUACUGGAUGGCAUUUUUAUUAUUACGCUCUUUUUACAGGAUAAUCCGCGUCUGAGAAAAGUAGCUAAGCACGUGUCGACAACAUUGUCUGACAACUCAUGGAUGGCAAGUGAUGUAAAGCAUGAUAUGCUCUUAGUUGAGAAUCAGCUUCCUUUCUUUUUUAUUGAAAGCUUGUUAGAGCAAUUGGAUUAUCGUCCUCCCUUUCCUCUCGAAAACAUUUUUAACUAUUUCAAGGAUGUGGGGAUUACGGGCAGGCUGGAGGAUAAAAUACCUGAAAAUGAAAAUCCACCAUUACAUCUAGUUGAUUUCUUGCUUAUUCUUCACACACCAGCUUCCUCUGUCCCGGAGCCAGGGCAAUCACGCGAUGAGCAAUCUCCAUCUCCGACUGACAUGAAUCCAGGGCGAUCACGCGAUGACCAAACUCUGUUUGGGCGUCGAUAUUCAAGACUAUUAAAUCUCUAUCGGAGGAGAACCUCAAUUCCAGCAGAUGUGGAACCAAUGCAGUCACACAAAUUUCAAUUCACAAAAAGUACUAGUGAGCUACGACAAGCUGGGGUGUGCUUCGAUACACUAUCGUCCAAAGAAUUAUUGAAGGUAUCAUUUAACAAAAUCACCGGACAGCUAAAACUCCCCCAAUUGACAGUAACUGACACAACUGAAACAUUGUUCCGAAAUCUAAUAGCAUUUGAACAAAGUCAGCACCAGAAAUACAUAGCCAGCUAUAUCAUCUUCAUCGACGGCCUUAUCAACACCGACAUGGAUGUGAAACUGCUAGUUAAGCACGGUAUCAUUGAUAACAAACUCGGUGAAAAUCAGCUGGUAGCAGACAUGUUCAACAAUCUACACAAGGAAGUGAUAAAGGACAGGAGACACUUCUAUUUCGCUGAUGUUUGUAAUGAUCUGAACGAGUACAGCAAAGACUUUUUUCAUCAGUUUCGGUCGAGUUGUUUCAAGUGGAAGUUGAUCUUGAGGAACAAGUACUUCAACAAUCCAUGGUCCGCCAUCUCUUUUAUAGCUGCAACUAUAUUAGUGGUCCUUGCUAUUAUACAAACCGCGUGCGCCGUAGCAGAACUCAAGGAUCAGAUGAACAAUUCUCCUCCUAGGAGUUCUGUUUAACUUUUGUAAUCCGUAUGCUUGCUCUUUUUCAGCAUAUAAAUUUAACAAACCACUCCAGUGUUUAGUUAGGCAUUGUUGGAGAUGCUCUGAGCGUUUCGGUUUUACAUAUGUUGCACUGUAUUUUUUUUUUUUUUUGAAUAUGAGAAUAAAUCUCAACGAGGGGCUCCGGCAAGAUCUUGACCGAAGAGUUCCUUUCAUUCAAGAAAGUUUAUCAUCUAACCUUCGGAUAUGUUACACUGUAUUUUGUGUGUUAAUAAUUACACCAUUUUCAUACUUUUGCACGGAUGAUA